UAUCGCGAUGUUUGUGCCGACAUUUCGUGCAGAGACAUCACGCAGAGAAGAAAAGACUCCCUUGUAUGAUUUAAACGUCAGUGUUUUAAUUGACAAAAAUCAUCGGUUUCAGUGUGCUGCAGAAAUCCUGUAACUCAGUGAAAGUAAACACACUGCUUAGUUGCAUUGGUUGUAGGGCUGUUGUUAAACAGUCAGUAUGGCUGUAGUCAUCAGGCUCCAGGGUCUGCCCAUAGUGGCUGGGACCAUGGACAUCAGACACUUCUUCUCCGGUCUCACCAUUCCUGAUGGGGGAGUGCACAUCGUGGGUGGGGAACAUGGUGAAGCCUUCAUUGUGUUCGCCACAGAUGAGGAUGCUCGACUAGGGAUGAUGCGUACAGGCGGGUCCAUCAAAGGCUCUAAAGUGUCAUUGUUACUUAGUAGUAAGACAGAAAUGCAGAACAUGAUUGAACUUAGCCGCCGUAGAUUUGAAGCUGGGGCAGGGCCAGUGGACAUAGCUGCACCCACUGCAGGAAAUACUAACCGACAGCCAUCGGCAUCCUCCAUACCCACAGUGCAAAGCGGGGGAGGAGGGCGGUCUGGGAGCCAUGGGAAUCAGGGUUUCAACACCCCGGUCUCAGUUGCUGCUGUAAGCUCAGCUCAAGACCAACCUGCUAACAAAGCAGCAACUACUAUGACCAAUGUUGUGCCAAGCUUCCCCAACAACUACAGUUCAACUCCCACAAUUUCAACAGCUCUAUCAUCACUCAGUGCUGGUCCUCCACCCAUUUCUGCUCUUGCCAACAUGCCCUCCAUGCCUCCAAUGAACACAAUGCCCUCAAUUCCAGUUCCUCCUCCUGUAUCCACCCUUCCCCCCGUUCCAUCUGUUGCACCUCUGUCCCAGGGUCCUCCUGUGCCCCCAAUGUCCCACCUUCCCCAUAUGCCCUCUCUACCUCCUUUUAACCCCUCCCUACCUCCCCCUACAGGAAUGGGCUCAGCCCUACCACUUGGAGCCCCCAAUCCUAUGCUGUUCAACCCUCUUUCUCCUUUGGCUUCUCUUGGCCUUCGGGCUCAUAUGAAAGCUGCUGCAGCCGCUACCACUGGGUCAGGAACAUCGAACCCUGAUGAAUUCUAUGUUCUCCUCCAAAAUCUGCCAUUCUCCUGCUCAGAAAUGGAUAUCAGGGAGUUUUUUCGGGGUCUUGGAGUUGAUGGGGUGCGCCUAAUGAGGGAUGGGCAGGGAAGACCAAAUGGAAGGGCUAUGGUUAAGUUCUUCUUGCCCCAGGACAGUUUUGAAGCUUUAAAGCGAGGUGGUGGCAUGAUGGGCCAGAGAUACAUUGAGAUAAGCCCAGGGUCUGACCAUCAAUGGGCUAGCAUGUAUGACAAUAGGGUAAGCCAUAUGUCUCAUAAUAUGGGCAAAUUAAAUAAUGAGCCCCCAGAUCAGCAGCACUGCCGCACCAAUGUAAAUCCUGGAGGUAGAGAUCAUCGAGACAGGUCUCGAUCUCCUCACAGGCAGGACUUUUGUGUCUAUCUGAAAGGUCUUCCUUAUGAGGCCAACAAAAGACAAAUUAAGGAGUUCUUUAACAAUUUGGCCAUUGUAGAUGAUAGCAUCUUCAUUGCUUAUGGCCCAAAUGGGCGUGCUACAGGAGAAGGCUUCCUUGAAUUUAAAUCGGAACAGGACUACAAGGCUGGGCUCGGAGCUCACAUGCAAUACAUGGGCUCCCGCUUUAUCCAAGUCCAUCCAAUCAGCCGAAAGGGAAUGCUAGAAAAGAUUGAUGCCAUCCGCAAACGUGAUACAACACAAGGUGAUGGCAAGAACCCAGACAGCAUGAAAGCUCCAAGAAAUUGUGUCCACAUUAGUAACAUUCCUUACAACAUUUCCAAGAAAGAUGUCCGUGCCUUUUUUGAUGGUAUAGGGAUUUAUGAAGAAACGCUGAAAGUACUGACUGAUAGCAAUGGCAAUGGUCUGGGGCAAGCUAUCUUACAGCUGCGAGCCGAGGAAGAUGCCCGCAAAACUGAAAGACUACACCGCCAAAAACUCAACGGCCGUGAUGCCUUUGUCCAUCUGGUGACCUUUGAACAGAUGAUGGAGAUAGAGAGGAAUCCACCACCCCAAAACAAGAGGGGUCCACGCAAUCAAAACCAUCAGAACCAAAACCAGCAGCAGCAGCAGCAGGUGCAGCCUAAUCCCCAGCAGCCCCAGAUUAAUCCCUUUGCAGGCAUUAGUGGUGAUGAAUUCAACUUUCUUAGAAACACCAUGGGCAGCUUCAACAGUAACCCAUUUGUUACUCCCUUCUCGGCCCCAGGCAAUGGCCUUGCAGGCCCCCCUCCCAUGCCACCAUUGCCGGCGGGGUUAGGGGAAGUGAAUCUAGGUGUUGCUCCUCCUCUGGUUCCAGGGAUACCUGGAGCUCCUAUCUUAGAACCACCAGGCUUUUGCCCUGGUGCUACUGGUGGAGCUCCCUUUGGCCAGGAUGGGCUGCGAGGCUUAGUGCCUUUUGACAAUAGCAAUAGAAAGGGAGGUGGAGGGGGACAGAACCGAGGAGGAGGGCCCAGCAGUAGCAGCAACAACAACAACCAAGGACUUCCAAGUGGUGGAGCAGCAGGUGGUCAACAAGUGUUUACUCCUCCUGGGAAUGAAGCCCUCCGUAACCAGCCACCCCCUGGAGGAUCCAACAACCCCAAUAGUCAGCGUGGUGCUGCUGGCCCAACAAUUGUAAAACUUCAGAACAUGCCAUUCACUGUAACUGUGGAUGAAAUUAUGGACUUCUUCUAUGGUUACCAGGUGGUGCCGGGCUCUGUCUGCCUACAGUUCAAUGACAAAGGCAUGCCCAAUGGUGAGGCAAUGGUGGCUUUCCAGAGUCAAGACGAGGCCACUGCUGCUGUAAUGGAACUCAAUGAUAGACCAAUUGGAGCACGAAAAGUUAAAAUAAACCUGAUUUAAAACGCCUGAAUAAUAUAACUGUUAAUAGGAUUUUACAUGUGUCUGGUUCACCAAGUCUGGCUGAACUAUACCUGGUCCUGAAAUAACCCAGCUGUCAAGAAUCUUGUGGAUUUCAUUCAGUAAAAGUUAUAGAACUACUUCCUCUUUGUGUAUAUAUCUUUAGGUAAGCGCUGUCUUAAGCAGUCUGUCAAGAAAAGACUAUACUCAAUGUUUGUUUUUCUUUGUCCUUUUUCUGCAGCAUCUCCUCUGAUUUUGCUUGUACACAAUGAUGGUUGCGGAUGUGAUGGUUUUAACCUUGCUGUUGGCAGGAUUUUGGUCCUUCCAUAUUAGUUUCACUGAGCGUAUAGCUUUUUUGCUGCCAUGUUGUAUCCACAGUCACUUGUCUUUCUUUGCUAUGAUUACCUAUCUGUAAAGAGUGUCAAACAUUUUUUGCUUUAUGAGCUUAAGAAUGCUCUGCUGCUGUGGUUUGAAAUACACAUGCUUUGUUGCUCAGUAACAUGCUGUGAUAAAAUGUUUUUUGUUCAAAUGGGAAAAAAUACAAGCAUUGUUCGCUGCAUUCAAAGCUUAACAUUCUAUGUUGCUUCGGUAAAAUCUGGUCCUGUGCUGAUAAACUGAUAGUCCUAUGUUUCAAUGAUAAAGUUACAAGAAAAAAGCUUUUUUUUUUUCCUAGCCUGUGCGAUCAAAUGUGUGUGAUCUGUUGCGAUGGUGACAUGUGAACAUCUGUUCUUGUUUAUUAAAGUCAUACUAAUGAAACUGAAUGGGUCAGUUUUGCCACAUAAAAGAUGUGGUAUAGCAAGAUGGUGGAGUCAUUUUCCUUUUAUUUAACUGAGCUGCUUUUUGUUUUCUUUCAUAUUUUGUCAUGCUGUUUAUGAAUUUUGCUUCCCUGAAGACUCCACGCCCCUCAUAGAACAUGCUUUGUAGGUGUUUUGACUGUAGAUUGCUAAGAUGAAGUCUGUAGUGUUUUAGAUUCUAAGCAUUAUGUUGCUUGUAAGUUCAUCCAUGAUGUUUCCACCUAAAAAGCUCUUAUUUGUUUUUGAUGUUGGUGUGAAAAAAUUUGUAUGAUCAUAUAUCCAUACAAAAUGUGGAGUCUCCUUUUGCUUUGGCCAAUAAAGGGACAUUUCUCACCUGUA
Cyprinodon tularosa is the source of this 4044-nucleotide messenger RNA. It is a transcript of the gene cpne1, whose product is annotated as copine I. Gene Ontology annotation, biological process: positive regulation of tumor necrosis factor-mediated signaling pathway; cellular response to calcium ion; regulation of RNA splicing. Gene Ontology annotation, molecular function: calcium-dependent phospholipid binding; RNA binding. Gene Ontology annotation, cellular component: nucleoplasm; plasma membrane; ribonucleoprotein complex. The transcript has 3 exons. The coding region runs from base 197 to 2914 and encodes 905 amino acids. The record is from RefSeq and is a predicted model, not a curated record. Lineage: Eukaryota; Metazoa; Chordata; Actinopteri; Cyprinodontiformes; Cyprinodontidae.